Nicotiana attenuata is the source of this 1936-nucleotide messenger RNA. RefSeq lists its product as uncharacterized. NCBI's taxonomy places the organism in Eukaryota, Viridiplantae, Streptophyta, Magnoliopsida, Solanales, Solanaceae. Bases 749 to 1684 code for a protein of 311 amino acids. The transcript is spliced from 3 exons. The record is from RefSeq and is a predicted model, not a curated record.
AUGCUAAUUGUAGAUCAAAUUGUCAAAGCAUUUAUUGUUCAGCUACCUCAAAUCUAAUGCAGAAGGCGGGAUUUGAAAAGACAAAAAGAAAGAAAGAAAGAAACGAAGAGGAUUCCGAAAGUAUGGCUUCAGAAGGCAAAGAUGACGGCCUUAACAGUAGCAGUAGUUUGAGAAAUACUCCAUCACCGAAGAAACAAAAUGUGACAGUCACCGGAGUUGAAGAAACCCUAGACGACCGUAUCAGUGAGUUGCCGGACACCCCUCCUAGUUCAAAUUCUCUCUCUCCUGCCGACUGAGGAUGCAGUCGCAACAUGUAUUCUCUCGAAAAGGUAGCAGUAUCUCUGGACUUCAGUUUAUAACUUCAUUCUCACUCGUAAAAAUAACUUUGUGCCCUUUGUUGAUUAUGUGUUAGCUCAUUCCGUUUCUACCAAAAUUCAAAAUUUCGAACUCGAUUGCACUUACCUCUUUCCACCAUACGAGUCGCAUAUCUGGCGGUGGCUUAAUUUUGCUGUUGAAAAAAAAGUGGAAAAUGUUGUACUCUGGGACGAUAUAUUUACUCAUUAUCUCACUUUCCCUGAAUCUUUCUGCACCUGUUCGUCGUUGAUAACUUUGGAGAUUAGAUCUCGUGUAUUUAGUUUUAACAUGGUCAUAUCGUGGAAGUCUCUAAAGAGCAUAAAGCUGGAGAAAUUUUUUGAUAAGCGAUAAUGGAAUUGUGAAUUUACUGUCAGUCUGUCCUGCAUUGGAAACCAUGGAACUUUGUCUUAUGCACCAAUUUGUUCACCUGGAUAUUAGUUCUUUGAAAUUGAAGAGACUGUAUUUGAAACAUCAUCUGCUGGAUGACGGCACAGAUAUUCCCUUGGAAAUUUUUGCCCCGUGUCUUCAGUAUUUUGAGAUUUCAGGAAAUCUUGAAAAUGUCGAUUGUAGGCUUGUAGACGUGUCCUCCUUGGUUAAUGCUAAGCUUACUUAUCGAAGUUUUUGCUUCAAUGCCCCCUGUACUGAUCUUUCUGAUGAUGAUGAUCUUUCUGAUGGUGAUGUUGACGAAGACCGUUGUCAUGGUUAUCAUCGAUGCCUUAGGACCCUCGUCCCAUAUAAUCUUCAAAAGUUGAGUUGUGCAGCUGAGCUAACAAUCGGAACAUGGUUCACAGAGGUACUGUGCAUGUUGCAGCUUGAAGAGGUGCCGAUUCCAGAACUAAAAUGUAAAUAUCUGACAUUAGAGUUGCAUAUAAAAAAGUUCAAUUUGUACGGAGCAGCUGGUAUUUUGCAAGCCUCGCCUUAUGUGGAGACACUCAACAUAGACAUCGCUACGGUUGAUACUCAACGGUGCCCUUUCGAAUUAAAAUAUUUGACCGAAGGAGAUAAUAUUGAUUUGCAGAGUUGGUUUUCAAGACUUGAGUUUCCCAACCUCAAGAAUGUUAAGCUUGUCAAUAAGAUUGACAACUCCGUCAGGGCAUGUUUGAAGGAUCAUUCUGAACAGUGCUAUGUCAAGCUUUUCAAACUCUCAGAAUUUCUGUUACAGAAUGCAACUGUUUUGGAGAAGUUCAUUAUCAUAUCAAAGACAAGAGAGUGCGGGAACUGUUUUACGAACUGUGUGCACCCAUAUUUUCUCCAGUUGGCUGAGAAAUUGUUAGGUUCCCCAAGAUCCUCCACGAUCUGUAGUUAUCUUCCAGGAGUGAGCUUUCUGUGACCAGACGGAAGUUCUCUGUCCCAGGAUACUAGAAACUUAAUCUAUGUUACUAAUUGCUAAUCUUUUGGACUUACCUUGUGGCAUAACAUAUGUUAUGGUAUUUUGGUUUCUCAUGGAGCAUUUGUAUGUUGCAUUUUUAGAUGUUGUACAUGCGUAUUGAGAGUUUCUUACGACUUGUUUUCCUGGACCUGUUAAGAAAAGCAGUUCUAAAUGGCACAUUACUCAUGAUAAUUAGCCUCAUUAAAUGUUGUG